Messenger RNA from Drosophila kikkawai, 1318 nucleotides. It is a transcript of the gene Dlish, whose product is annotated as Dachs ligand with SH3s. The record is from RefSeq and is a predicted model, not a curated record. Gene Ontology annotation, molecular function: protein binding. NCBI's taxonomy places the organism in Eukaryota, Metazoa, Arthropoda, Insecta, Diptera, Drosophilidae.
UCAGAAAAAGAUCGGGGACAGUUUUUGGAACUUGAGCAAAACAAUUAUAAAAUUAAAGUAGUUGCUGUUAUUUUUAUUGACUGCGUUGAGGAUUGGGUUAAAGGGAUGGCGUUCCUUUGUCCCGUGCGCAUGCGGCGCGAUAAGAAGAAAGCCACUAAUGCCAGCAUCGAAAGGGAUCUGCCCGCCGUGGGAGGCUUGGGCAUGGGCAGGAUAACUGGAUCCUCCAGUAUCGAAACCCUGGUCCGUGUGGGCAUCGAAAAGGAGCACGGAUUGAGUCCCGAUUCCAAGAUGGUGGUGCUGCACGACUUUACGCCCUGCGUGGACGACGAGCUGGAGGUGAAGAGGGGCCAGUUGGUCAAUAUUCUGUACAGAGAGAACGACUGGGUUUAUGUAAUAGGCCAGGAUUCACGCCAGGAGGGCUUCAUACCCUUCUCCUAUUGUGCUCCCUGCAACACCCAGCUGGCGGAUUUGGCCGUGAAGAAGAAACUGCCCCGGGAACAAUGUCCCGAGCAGCCGAUCGAUGAGAAUUUACCGCUCCUGGGAGCGGACAAUAAACUGGAUGUGCUCUGUGACGAGGCCUUGAAUCCUGGGUCUGCCAACAGUAUGGAGAACAUACUCCUCGCGGAGCCAGAGUGCACGCCAUUCGUCAAGGAGCCCUCCGGUCGCUGCAUUGUUCUGUACACCUUUAUAGCCCGGGACGAGAAUGAUUUAUCCGUGGAGCGUGGGGAGUUCGUAACCGUUCUCAAUCGCGAGGAUCCCGAUUGGUUUUGGAUUAUGCGCAGCGAUGGCCAGGAGGGAUUCGUGCCGGCCAGCUUUAUUUAUCCGGCGGACAGCGUGCGAGUUCUGCAGCAGCAAAAGGCCACCCUGAAUGCUAUGGAAACUAUCUUGCAGCAGGGCCAACCAGGACAGCAGCAGGGUCAGCAGCAAAACCAACAGCAGCAGCAGCCACUGGGUUUGGGAACGGAUGAUUUGCGCUACCAUGGCACCGAGCUGGUUAUGCUGUAUGACUACAAGGCACAGGCUCCCGAUGAUCUGUACCUUUCUGUGCGUCGUGGCGACUGGAUCUAUGCCGAUCUGAACAAUCAAACGGUGGACGGAUGGCUUUGGGCUUAUGCCCCCAAGACUCGCAAAUAUGGCUUCAUUCCGAAGGCCUACGCCCGACCGCCAGCCAUGACGAGUCUCUGAGAGAUGCCCUCGCAUCAUAAUUAUCAUAAUCAUCACAAUUAACACAUUUUGCUUUAGGUUUAGUUUUCUUUUCAUUCCAUUUCGUGCCACCAUUUCCAUUGAGUAAUAAAUUGUGCCUUAGGUUUAUUUUGUA